AACCAACUCAUGCUCGACAGACCACCUCGUCGGGGCUUCGCAUUUAUCGUGCCGUCCAUGUCCAUGCAAGAGCCGACGAGCGCCGCCACCCAGCUUCACGCCGCGAUGGAAGCGUCAUUGUCGCUCUCGUCACUGCAGCUCGCCUUCACGGCGGUCGCGGCGAUCGCGGCGCUGGGCGUCGCGGUGACCGUCACGAGGUACAACCGGAGAUACAUGGGCCUGAGGCUGCCUCCGGGCCCGCCCGGGUGGCCCGUCGUCGGCAACCUCUUCCAGGUGGCGUUCUCCGGCAAGCUCUUCAUCCACUACAUCCGCGAGCUCCGCAAGGAGUACGGCCCCAUCCUGACGCUGCGCAUGGGGGAGCGCACGCUCGUGAUCAUCAGCAGCGCCGAGCUCGCGCACGAGGCGCUGGUGGAGAAAGGGCGGGAGUUCGCGAGCCGGCCCCGGGAGAACACCACGCGCAACAUCUUCUCGUCCAACAAGCUCACCGUGAACUCCGCGGUGUACGGGCCCGAGUGGCGGUCGCUGCGCCGGAACAUGGUGUCCGGGAUGCUGAGCACGUCGCGGCUCAGGGAGUUCCGGCACGCCCGGAGGCGCGCCAUGGACCGGUUCGUGUCGCGGAUGCGCGCCGAGGCCGCGGCGUCGCCCGACGGCGCGUCCGUCUGGGUGCUCCGCAACGCGCGCUUCGCCGUGUUCUGCAUCCUGCUGGACAUGACCUUCGGCCUGCUGGACCUCCGCGAGGAGCACAUCGUGCGCAUCGACGCCGUCAUGAAGCGCGUGCUGCUCGCCGUCGGCGUGCGCAUGGACGACUACCUCCCGUUCCUCCGCCCGUUCUUCUGGCGGCACCAGCGCCGUGCCCUCGCCGUCCGCCGCGAGCAGAUCGACACCCUGCUCCCGCUCAUCAACAGGCGCCGCGCAAUGCUUCGCGACAUGCAGCAGAGGCAGAGCUCAUCGCCGCCGCCCGACCCCAGCGUCGCGGCGCCCUUCUCGUACCUCGACUCCGUGCUCGACCUCCGCAUCGAGGGCCGCGACGACGGCGCGCUCACCGACGACGAGCUGGUGACGCUCUGCGCGGAGCUGUUGAAUGGCGGCACCGACACCACGGCCACCGCGAUCGAGUGGGGCAUGGCGCGCAUCGUGGACAGCCCGUCCAUCCAGGCACGGCUCCACGAGGAGGUCAUGCAGCAGGUCGGCGACGCGCGGCCGGUCGACGACAAGGACACCGACGCCAUGCCGUACCUCCAGGCCUUCGUGAAGGAGCUGCUCCGGAAGCACCCGCCCACGUACUUCUCGCUCACCCACGCCGCUGUGCAGCCGGGAUGCAAGCUCGCCGGCUACGACGUGCCCGUGGACGCGAACCUGGACAUCUUCCUCCCGACCAUCUCCGAGGACCCAAAGCUGUGGGACCGGCCGACGGAGUUCGACCCGGACAGGUUCGUGUCCGGCGGCGAGACGGCGGACAUGACGGGGUCGGCGGGGAUCCGGAUGAUCCCGUUCGGCGCGGGGCGGAGGAUCUGCCCUGGGCUUGCCAUGGGGACGACGCACAUCGCCCUGAUGGUGGCGCGGAUGGUGCAGGCGUUCGAGUGGCGCGCGCACCCGUCGCAGCCGCAGCUGGACUUCAAGGACAAGGUGGAGUUCACGGUGGUGAUGGAUCGGCCGCUGCUGGCCGCAGUGAAGCCGCGAAACCUCGCGUUCUGAUCGGACGGGCGGACGGACGCGCGCAUGCAUGGCUACAGUGUGCGCGUGUCAGGUAGCGUGGCAGUACGACAUCGCUCGUACGUGUGCUCUGCACGCCCAGCUGCACCACGCAUCGCCGUUUGGCCAUGCAUGCAUGCAUGCUAGCCGCCCAUGAGUUGUGGAUGCCACUACUGUCGUGUACUCGUGUCUGUAUGAUGUAACAUACACGGAAAUGCUAGACGUCGUUUGCAUGUGUGUGUGGAUGUGUACGUACUACGUAUAUAAGAAUGAACUCUUUUGUGUAUUUGUAUGUGUCGUCAUCAGUUGACCGCCACAGAACAUUCGUGAUGCAUGGUAUCGCUGUAUAUAUAUAGGUCGAUGAUGUGCGUA
Molecule: messenger RNA, 2064 nt
Organism: Zea mays
Lineage: Eukaryota; Viridiplantae; Streptophyta; Magnoliopsida; Poales; Poaceae
Exons: 1
Coding region: 10-1695 (561 amino acids)
Molecular function (GO): monooxygenase activity; iron ion binding; heme binding
Source: RefSeq, marked validated